This is a messenger RNA of Gaeumannomyces tritici R3-111a-1, 1104 nucleotides long. RefSeq lists its product as hypothetical. Lineage: Eukaryota; Fungi; Ascomycota; Sordariomycetes; Magnaporthales; Magnaporthaceae. The transcript is spliced from 4 exons. The record is from RefSeq and is a predicted model, not a curated record. The coding region runs from base 266 to 652 and encodes 128 amino acids.
CCGUUCCGCGCGAAAGCGGAGCUGCGGAAAAGAAAAAAGGUUCAAAUCUACGGAGCUUGCACCUUCCAUCAACAGCUUUGUUUUGUCCGGACAAGAACAUCCCAGAACGUUGUGCUUGUUAAAUAGACAUUCCUCUCUCCGCCAUUGGUCCCUAAGCCAAGCUUGCUCUCCCUCGCUCGCCAACUCAGCUCUCCGCGACCUUCAAACAACGUCAUUGCCAACCUACAACCAACCGACCUGCACCAGACAAGACAUCGCCGCCACCAUGAACACGGUUAAAUCCUUCUGGCUGGGCUGGGGCUCCCUGUGUCUUGCCGGAGGAGGUGCCUACUUCUUCGCCAAGCGGAGCAUCAACGCCGACCGUCAGGCACGCUGGGAGGAUCAGAAGCGGAAGCGCGCCUACGUCGAGUCGCUUGAGCACAGCGGCAAUGUCCCAUCCCACCCGGGCUCGUCCUCCGCCAUGGGCGGCUCCAGCAGCACUAACAGCGCCCCGCCACGAACCGACACGGUAGGCUCGCCGAGCCAGGAGGCCAACACGGACCCAGCCCCGACGAGGCAUGCGCCUGACAGCGAAGACCAGCGGAUCGCCGAGAAGAGCAAGUACGAAAGCACUGCGCCAUUCAGGAGUCGCAAGGGCGACAGAUUUUCAUGAUUGGCACCGUCCCGGGAAGGGGAGAGUUUGGCGUGCGGGGCGACGAGUCUAUGAAUACCUAUUGGCCUUCAUACGGGAUGGGAGGCUGUCUAUAUGCCCCGACCGGGCGGCGGCAGCAAUAGCGAGCUGGCAUGGAUGGAUAGCCAUACUUUGGGAGCUGCGCGCUGGUGGAAGCCGACAGGACACAGGCGGGCCUCAAGAGGAUGGAAACCUCACCAGCGUGGUUGGGACCUUGUGGAUAGUGUAUAUUAACCAUCGACUCGCCCAGAGAUGUGGCCCAGUUGUGUAAAAUACAUUUCCCCUCAUCUGCUAGAUGGCCGGACCUCGCGCCAUUGAUCACGUCGUCACGAAAGAUGUGGCGAAGAAAUAGGGACGAAUUUGGUUGGUCAAGUUGCGGACUCGGGCUUGCAAGCUUUACCCGGCCUCCCGCGACCUACCCUGCAUCCUGGCCA